AUGGAGGAAGAAUUUUGUUCAAAUACUUCAUCCCCUUCUGGACUCCCCUCAUCUUCUUCUACAGCCACAAAUAGUUUGGUUAUUUCAGAGAAGAAAGAAAAAAAAAAUGAACGCUUUCGUUAUGGAAAUUUUAAUCGUUAUUAUGGUGUGAGGACGAAAGGAUUUGACCACGAUCCCCGUUUGGAUAUAUUACCAAAAGAAUGGUUUAAUAAAAAAAGAAUUUUGGAUGUUGGUUGUAAUGCUGGACAUUUAACUUUAGAAAUUGCAAAGGAAUUAAAACCUUCAUGGAUUCUUGGAAUUGAUAUUGAUGAUCAUUUAAUUGGUGUUGCAAGGAAAAAUAUUAGACAUUAUUUUGAAUGUAAUGAUGGAGAUGGACAAGAGGCAGGAACCUCUUGGCAGUUAUUAUAA
This is a messenger RNA of Meloidogyne enterolobii, 408 nucleotides long. The record is from the annotation of a GenBank genome assembly. Lineage: Eukaryota; Metazoa; Nematoda; Chromadorea; Rhabditida; Meloidogynidae.